AUGUUUCAACCGCAGAACAGGCUGUACAACGACCCACUUGUGUCGAGGUUCAUUCCAGAGUUGGAGGCGAGACGUCUUGUGCCUGCGAUCCCUACGUUCUAUAGCAGAAACCCAUACCACGAGAUGCACAUGAGCAAGGUGCAGGACUUGUUAAACAAGAACGCAACGUUGCCGUUCGACAGAAGGACGUCCACGGGCUCGUGGUUGAGAUUCAACCAGUACAAGGAGAGAGCUGGCGGUGAGUUGCUCAAGGAGACGGAGUACCUGCAGCUCGUGAAUGUGCUCAAGAGAUUGGAUGCCAUUGACGUGGAGUUGAGGUCGGACGAGUUGAAUAGUGUGUUGGCGGAAUACAUGAGAAAGCAGAACGUGAACCAAGCCGCCAGCGAUCUGAAGACGCUCGACGACAAGGGCCGUGCUGUUGCGGUUGGACGCAGAAAGGCGUCGAGCGCCAAGAUCUACGUUGUCGAAGGCGACGGGCAGGUGAUGGUGAACGGCAAGUCUCUCGAGAUAGUGUUCCCGAAGGAGCAGGACAGAAUGAAGCUGCUCUACCCGCUGCAGAUUGUCGAGAGCGAGAGCAAGUUCAACAUCUUUGGUCUUGUCAGAGGCGGUGGCUCUACGGGUCAGAUCGAGGCGCUCCAGUUGGCUCUCGCCAAGUCCUUGUGCAUCCACAACCCCUUGUACAAGCAGAGAUUGAGUGCGGCCGGGGUCCUCCACAGAGACCCUAGAUCGGUCGAAAGAAAGAAGCCAGGUAAGAAGAAGGCCAGAAAGAUGCCUACCUGGGUCAAGCGUUGA
Messenger RNA from Pichia membranifaciens NRRL Y-2026, 792 nucleotides. RefSeq lists its product as hypothetical. Bases 1 to 792 code for a protein of 263 amino acids. Lineage: Eukaryota; Fungi; Ascomycota; Pichiomycetes; Pichiales; Pichiaceae. Gene Ontology annotation, molecular function: RNA binding; structural constituent of ribosome. Gene Ontology annotation, cellular component: mitochondrial small ribosomal subunit; ribosome. The transcript has a single exon. Gene Ontology annotation, biological process: translation. The record is from RefSeq and is a predicted model, not a curated record.